Molecule: messenger RNA, 609 nt
Organism: Humulus lupulus (European hop)
Lineage: Eukaryota; Viridiplantae; Streptophyta; Magnoliopsida; Rosales; Cannabaceae
Exons: 2
Coding region: 28-594 (188 amino acids)
Source: RefSeq, a predicted model, not a curated record
ACUAGUGGCGGACCAACACCUGAAUAAAUGAAUGUUGUUUCUUCUGAGAACAAUUUAAAGAAAAAGUACUUCAAUGACAAGAUGUCUAUUAAAAUAGAGGACAUAGCUAAUGCUCUAGAUAGCAUAUCGAAAGAAUGUAGGACUAAGGACAGAGUGAAGUUGUGCUUUAUCUAUUUGCUCAGCGCAUUUCUAAUAAUGCCAAGUCCUGGUUCGAUAGUAGAUCUUAAAUGGCUACAACUAGUGGACAGGCUAGAUAUAUUUGACAAAUAUUGUUGGGGGAAGCUGGCAUAUGAGAAACUAAUAGAGCAAAUCACGAAAAAAGAUAUGAAGAAUAAUCCCACUGAGAAGGAGAUUAAGUGGAACUUCUUUAGUUGUCCUUGGAUAUUUCUGAUAUGGAUUUGUGAAGCAAUGCCAAAGUUGGGCGACAUGGUAGGACAAAGAAUCCCAGGAAACCAUAUUCCUCGAUGGCUUGGUUGGAAAAUAAAUGAUAAGCAUAAACUCACAGUUACAAGAAUAUCAGAAGUAAUAGAAAAUGAUGUUGAGGUAUUUAUCCACAUACAAAAUUAUUUAUUGUCUUGUAUAAAAAAAAUAUGAUCAAGGCAACUUAUG